CAGCCGCGAACGGUCACAGUGGCACUCACACCGCGGGUUCCCCCGUCCUCCCCCCGUACCCUCCGCCGCUGGGGGACGCGAUGCUCACCGCUGAUGCCAACGGGAGUGUUCGCUGAAGCCGCGACCAUUCAUCGGAUUACAAAGACACACAUAAACCUAUCGACAUCACCGGAGUGUUCCCGGUACGCGGACAGCAGCUCGGAACAGCCGAGGAGACAGACUUGGAGCGACGUUUCGUCGCGGUGGGGGAAGCGAUGCGGUCCCUUCUCUCUACGCUGACUGUCUUAUGUGUCCAGAUGUUGCUGGUGAUGUGCAAUCCUUUGCAGCAGGUGUUUGGGGUCGAUGGGGUAAAUUUCAGCGUGCAUGUGGAGAACCAGACUGGGGCGCGAGACAACGUGAGUCGCCGGCAUCACCGAGUCUACCAGCUCUACAGCAGGACCAGCGGAAAACACGUCCAAGUGCUGUGCCGCAGGAUCAGUGCCCGCGGAGAGGACGGAGACAAAUAUGCCCAGCUCGUAGUGGAGGCGGACACCUUUGGCAGCCAGGUGCGAAUCCGGGGGAAAGAGACCAACUACUACCUGUGCAUGAACCGCAGGGGCAAGCUGGUGGGCAAGAAGGCCAGUAACCGCAGCUCAGACUGCGUCUUCGUAGAGAAGGUUCUGGAGAACAACUACACGGCACUGAUGUCGGCGAAAUACAGCGGCUGGUACGUGGGCUUCACCAAAAGGGGGCGCCCUCGGCGCGGGCCGCACACGUUACCCAACCAGCAGGAUGUGCACUUCAUGAAACGCUUCCCGCCUGGGGAGCAGCCUGACGUGACGCCCUUUCGCUUCACCACGGUGAACAAGCGGACCAAACGAGUUCGAGCCGCUCGUCCGCGCUAACCCUUGCUAACGCUCUCUCUCCCCAUCUCCUGUAAAAGGCCACUAAAAGUCCUGUUUUUUGGGACCAAGCUAAAUGUUACCCCGGGACUUGCUAACCAGACUGACAGUCCCUCUCCUUUGCAGCCUUGUAAAAUGACUGGAUUGUUUAAGGAAGACAUGCUAACGCGGCCAAAGCUAAGUUUAUGCCAACUAGCCUAGCAUGGGUUAAUCCUGUUUAAUGCUAAACUGUGCUAAAAUAAAAGAGGACAUGUCUGACUCUGACUGCAGGACUGACUUUGACUAGCAGCUGUCUGACUGCAGGACUGCCAGACAUCAUCUCAUCAAUCCUUCCAGUAAGGUCGGCACUGACACACCUGCCCUUUCCUUCGGUCUGGUCUUGGGUAUUGAACCAGACAGACCACACAACGACAGGCUCCCGACACAUAUGGAGAAGCCUAGAGACUAGCCGACAGAUGGUGACCCAGAACUGGUGGGUGGAGUUGGGCCACCGCCGACCAUCCUGUCCUGUGUUUGGAACCAGGUUUCUCCAAGGAACUAUCGCAUAGCAGACCAGCUUUUGGGCUGGACUUUUGACCGGAUCAGAAUAGGUAAACUCAGAUCAUUCCCAGGCCCCUGGGAGACAUUGUCCAGGAUCUUCAGGACAUGGCAACCAAAAUAAAGGACUGCAUCCCAACUUGGGGAGUAGAUAGGUUCCCCUGUUACAGGACCCAGACAUCCAAAUAUAUGAUGUUAAUGUGUGUGUGCGUGUGUGUGUGUGUGUGUGUGUGUGUGUGUGUGCGUGUGUGUGUGUAUGCAUGUGUGUGUGUGUGUGUGUGUGUGUGUGUGUGUGUGUGUGUGUGUGUGUGUGUGUGUGUGUGUAUGUGUGUGUGUGUUCAUGUGUGUGUGUCUUUGAGUGGUGGAAGAGGAACACAAAGGGAAGGACCAGUAAUUGAUUGGUGGCAGAUGUUUUGACUUGCAGACUUUGUCUUGUUCCAUUCCCCUCUGUGCUUUGAGAAGUGAACUCAUAUGCGAUGCUCAUGUGUAAGUGAGCGAGUUGAGUGAACGAGUGCCCGUGAGGAAGUGCACCAAAGACCCUAUUUGGACGCUACCACAGGGAGACUUUGAGGACGACUAUUGGUGAUCACUUCGCCACUCUCCUUUGAAGGACAGAACCCUACAAGAACUGGAAUGUACAAAUGAAUAAUACAAAAAAAAACAUUAAGCACCCAGAUAUCAGCUGCACCAAAAAAAAAGAAAAAAAUCCAAUGACCAAAGACAACUGGAGACCAAUGAUGGACAAGAUAGCCACACCCCCUUUUCAACCCUGCAACCAACAGCAAGCACUCAAACACAGGGGGUGGAGGCAUAUUCUCUUUGCAUUUGCAUCGCUAUAGAAAUGACACAGGGAACGAUAUUCCCAGUUUUGAGACAGUAUGACAUGCUGCUACGAGGACAUUAUGGAUUAACCAAAGUCUCAUACACAAAUAUUAAAGGGAACCCAUUAAAAAACUAUAUAAAGAUUCUAUAUAUAUAUAUGAAUAUAUAUAUAAAGAGUAAAGGCUAAAUAAGCAAUAUUAUUAUG
Messenger RNA from Sardina pilchardus (European sardine), 2445 nucleotides. It is a transcript of the gene fgf18a, whose product is annotated as fibroblast growth factor 18a. Gene Ontology annotation, molecular function: fibroblast growth factor receptor binding; growth factor activity. Bases 255 to 884 code for a protein of 209 amino acids. Gene Ontology annotation, biological process: cell differentiation; animal organ morphogenesis; positive regulation of protein phosphorylation. Gene Ontology annotation, cellular component: cytoplasm. The transcript is spliced from 5 exons. NCBI's taxonomy places the organism in Eukaryota, Metazoa, Chordata, Actinopteri, Clupeiformes, Clupeidae. The record is from RefSeq and is a predicted model, not a curated record.